AUGACGACUACUCAAUCGGCGGCGAAGAUCGAUUCAAACCACCAACGCCUCUACGAUUUCGCCAAAAUGGCUCUCAUCAAGAUAUUCGCUCACCCCUACGCCACGGUGUGCGAUUUGUAUUGUGGAGGUGGCGCUGAUUCUGAUAAAUGGCUCGACGCACAAAUCGGCCAUUACAUUGGUAUCGAUGUUUCUUCGUCUGGGAUAGACCAAAUUCGACAAGCUUGGGAGAGUAACCGGAAAUCUUACACCGCUGAUUUCUUUCACCUUGAUCCUUCCACGGAAAAUUUUGAAAUGAAUUUGGAAGAGAAGAGCAAUACAGUUGAUUUUGUCUGCUGUUUGCAGCAUUUGCAGUUGUGUUUUGAAACUGAAGAGAAAGCGCGGAGACUUCUUCAAAAUGUUUCAUUUCUACUGAAACCAGGGGGAUAUUUUCUUGGUAUUACUCCUGACUCAUCUACCAUAUGGGCCAAGUAUCAGAAGAAUGUUGAAUCCUAUCACAACAAAGGCAGCAGCGUGAAGGCAAACAUUGUUCCCAACUGCAUCCGGACAGAGAAUUACACAAUUACUUUUGAAGUUGAAGAAGAAAAGUUUCCAUUAUUUGGAAAGAAAUAUCAGCUGAAGUUUGCCAAUGAUGUCUCUGCUGAAACCCAUUGCCUGGUUCAUUUUCCAAGUUUAAUCAGACUGGCAAGAGAAGCUGGUCUUGAGUAUGUGGAGAUCCAAAAUUUGACUGAGUUUUAUGAUGACAACAGAGCACAAUUAGCAGGCUUGCUUACGAACUAUGCUCCAAACCUUUUGGAUAUUAGGGGUAGACUACUUCCUCGAUCAUAUGAUGCGCUUGGUCUCUAUACAACAUUUAUAUUUCAAAAGCCUGACCCAGAAGUUGCACCUCCGAUUGCAACUCCAUUAUUGCAAGAUGUUGGCUAUAACUUCGAAGAGGGAACAAUCUGGCGAGAGGAUGAAAUAAAUGGACUUGUACUAGAGUCUUCUAUUGGGCUGGGCAAGAUUAGCGAGCAGAAAGGGAUAUUGGGCCCUGGCCCAGCAGAACUACGAUAUCCAGAAGCUAUUUGA
This is a messenger RNA of Lathyrus sativus (Indian pea), 1065 nucleotides long. Lineage: Eukaryota; Viridiplantae; Streptophyta; Magnoliopsida; Fabales; Fabaceae. The record is from the annotation of a GenBank genome assembly.